Triplophysa dalaica is the source of this 644-nucleotide messenger RNA. Its product is annotated as ubiquinol-cytochrome-c reductase complex assembly factor 6. The record is from RefSeq and is a predicted model, not a curated record. Bases 332 to 529 code for a protein of 65 amino acids. The transcript is spliced from 3 exons. Gene Ontology annotation, cellular component: mitochondrion. Gene Ontology annotation, biological process: mitochondrial respiratory chain complex III assembly. NCBI's taxonomy places the organism in Eukaryota, Metazoa, Chordata, Actinopteri, Cypriniformes, Nemacheilidae.
AGGACGAGAUCGUAACACAUUUAUAACACGUUUGUAUAUUUAAAGCAUUUGGUGGUUUGUGUAGUUUUAUCAGUGAUCAAAACCUUUGUAAAAGUAUAAUAUCAAGCAUUAAUUAAUUAAGAGUUCUUUCCUCAUUUGUUUAGCCAAGCUUUUAGACCAGUUCUCCCUGUGUGUUAUUCAUAUAAUUCGAGCUGUCUGAACAUGUGAAUCAGACAUGUAACAAGAACCCUUGGCUUUACUGCUUAUAACAACGGUGUUAAACUAUUUCGACUGUACACAUUUGCGAAUGUGCAAAGUCAGUGACCAUCUGUAACCCACACAGACUUUAAAGAUGCCAGCAGGCGUAUCCUGGCCAAGAUAUCUAAGGAUGCUUACUGCCAGCAUGUUGUCAAUGUUUGCAGGAGCACAGGUCGUUCAUCAGUAUUACCUUCCUGAUUUGACAAUUCCAGACGUCCCACCAAAACCUGGGGAACUGAGAACAGAGCUUUUUGGCUUAAAAGAAAGACAAACAGACUCGGAGAAACAAUGACACAUUUAUUUGCUUUGUAAUUACUGUACAUAUGCACAUAAUGUUGGAAAGACUCCUGAGUAAGAUGAGACAAAAAUCUUAUUUUAUUCUGUGAAUAAAGUUAAUUGUACUUACA